This is a messenger RNA of Asterias rubens (European starfish), 2129 nucleotides long. RefSeq names its product glutamate receptor ionotropic, kainate 2-like. Gene Ontology annotation, biological process: monoatomic ion transport; synaptic transmission, glutamatergic; modulation of chemical synaptic transmission. The coding region runs from base 90 to 2129 and encodes 679 amino acids. The transcript is spliced from 12 exons. Gene Ontology annotation, cellular component: presynaptic membrane; kainate selective glutamate receptor complex; postsynaptic membrane. Gene Ontology annotation, molecular function: transmitter-gated monoatomic ion channel activity involved in regulation of postsynaptic membrane potential; kainate selective glutamate receptor activity. The record is from RefSeq and is a predicted model, not a curated record. NCBI's taxonomy places the organism in Eukaryota, Metazoa, Echinodermata, Asteroidea, Forcipulatida, Asteriidae.
GCGAGCACGUGGCCGUCAACCUCUAUCCCCACAACCGGUACCAGAGCGAUCUCCUGGCAGACCUCAUUGACGCUUAUAACUGGCGGAAGAUGACUAUAAUGUACCAGGAUGAAGAAGCACUCCUAAGAAUUCAGCAUAUUCUGGAGGCUUCGAGGGGUGAGCUCACCAUCCGGAAAAUACAUCAUGAAAACAUUAACAUUGUACUCAAAGAAGUCAAGAGGUCUGGUACCUACAGAGUCGUUAUUGACUGCGGUUAUGAUUUGCUUCGAGAAAUACUAGAAAGGUUACUUGAGUUACAGAUGCUACGGAGUCACUACCAUUACAUAUUCACAUCAAUGGACCUUUGCUUAAUGGAUGUAGCUCGUUACGGCCAGGAUUCGGUCAACAUGACGACAAUACAUCUCAUGAAUAUGAAGAGCAAACGGGUUCAGACUCUAACGAAAGAGUGGAGACACUACCAGGCCCUCAACGGCUUCCCUUACAAUGAGACACUAUUUACGACGGAGGCAGCACUUAUGUUUGAUGCCGUCAACGUGGCGAAGCGAGCGCUGCACAGCGUCGGGCAGACCAAGCCCGUCUCGACCGCUGAGUUGUCUUGCAACUCCGGUCAGCAGCCGUGGGACCUGGGUCUGAGCUACUUCAACGCAUUGAAAUCGGUUGACAUGCCUGAAGGGCUGACUGGUGAGAUCCGAUUCGACAUACACGGUGAACGAGACAACCCUAGCUACUUCAUCUCUGAGUUGGGUCCCUUAGGAAUGGAACAGAUUGGAACUUGGGACUCCAUUCAAGGCUUUGAGUUCAGACGGAAGGUGGAUGAUCGAACAAACGAAACCGGCACCAACAGAACUUACAAAGUCACAACCAUCUUGGAAAGCCCCUACGUCAUGAUGCGGGAGACUGCGGAAGGGGUUGAACUUCAUGGCAAUGAACAGUUCGAGGGUUAUUGCAUCGAUCUCCUCGAGCUAAUCGCUAAGGACAUUGGCUUCAAGUACGAGAUUCAGUUGGUCGAGGAUGGCAACUACGGAGCGGAGGUAGACGGUACAUGGAACGGUAUGAUCGGCGAGCUCAUCAGCGGGAAGGCAGACUUGGUUGUAGCACCUCUUACCAUCAGCUACGUCCGGGAGCAGGUAGUAGACUUCUCCAAGCCCUACAUGCAUCUGGGCAUCACCAUCCUGUACCGGGUUCCGAUGCCUCAGAACCCGGGUGUGUUCUCCUUCCUCAACCCGCUCUCCUUCGAUAUCUGGAUGUAUGUGGUCAUCGCGUUCCUGGUGGUUGCCUUGACCAUGUUCCUCCUGGCCCGGUUCAGCCCUUACGAAUGGUACAACGAACACCCCUGUAACCCUGACUAUGACAAGGUGGAGAAUCAGUUUAACCUCCUUAGCUGUAUCUGGUUUGCGUUUGGAGGCCUAAUGCAGCAGGGAUCGGAGGUCAAUCCGAAGGCCUUCUCUACCCGGGUACUCAGUGGCUUCUGGUGGUUCUUCUCUCUCAUCCUAGUGUCCUCCUACACCGCCAACCUGGCCGCUUUCCUCACAGUCGAGAGGAUGGUCUCGGAGAUCGAGAGUGCCGACGACUUGGCAAAACAGACCAAGAUUGAGUACGGAACGAGAAAUAGUGGCUCGUCCCACACAUUUUUUAAGCGUUCAAAUAUUGAAACCUACAAGGCGAUGUGGGAGUUCAUGAGCUCACGCCCCAGCGUGUUCAUGAACACGUAUGACGAGGGAAUUACCCGCGUACUGCAUAAGAAGAAUUAUGCCUUCUUGAUGGAGUCCACCGUGGCUGAAUAUGUGGUGGCAAGAUACUGUAAAAACCUGACAACCAUUGGGGGAUUGUUAAACUCAAGAGGUUAUGGUAUCGGCACACCGUUAGGUUCGAAGCUGAGAGACAAGAUUACCUCCUCGGUGCUUCGGUUACAAGAGAACGAGAAGUUGAUUAAUUUAAAGAACGAAUGGUGGAAGACGGGCCAGUGCGUUAUGGACAGCGUCAAUAAUUCAGACGCCAACGAGCUUGGACUGGAAAAUAUAGGCGGCAUAUUUCUGGUUCUUAUAGCAGGCGUUAUACUGGGGAUACUCGUUGCUAUAGCAGAAUUCAUAUGGAAGUCGAGGCAGAAUGCUGAAAUAGACCGGGUAUGA